AUGAACGCCAUCAAGGGAUACCUCGCGCCGGGGAAGAAGGCCGAGAAAGAUGCAAAAAAGGGAAAGAAGACUGAAGCAUCGACAGCGACACCAGCACCAGCACCACCACAAAUGGAAAUGCGUACAACACCUCCAUUGGGCUCGCCAAUGGCAGGAUCCUUCGUUGGCAAUUCGAGGCCGUCCUCUCUAUACCCAGAAGGUGAUUUUCGAAAUGGUCCUAGGGAAAGCGUUAUGAGUGUCAAGGCCGAUGUAGUAGUCAGUUGGUUACAUCAACAACAGAUGGAAAAGCUAUGGGCUGUUGGUGCUCCAGGAGAAGGUGUUGUCUUGAAGAAGGCGAAGGAUGAUUUUACCUGUUGUCCGCCUUCUUUAAGGACGGAACCAUCAGGAAUCUUUGACUACAUUGUAGCAAUGAAUGUCAGAGCUGCCAUGACCGUAAACACUCGCGUUAUCAAAAUCUUCCUCGCGCGUCAGCACGCUGAUUACGUUCCUCUUUCAAAUGGUCUUCGUCUUCAAGUCCUUCCCAGUGUUGAGUUUUUACCUCGAUGCCAGAAGCAUCAUUUUGGUGCAUUCAUUCAAGAUCAGCAAAUUCUCGUUGUUUGGGAUGAUGAAUCAAAGCACUUGUUGAAGCGAGCCGAAUUUAUCGAGAGAUCUUUGUUAGAAAUGAUCUGGGCCGAUGAUGACGCCGAGAUGGAUGAGAAGAAGGCUGGAGCACAAGUUUCUACAGCUGAUUUGGGAAAUGGUGAUGUUGAAGAUGGUUAUGGAACGGAAGAAAAGAGACCAACGUUACUCAUCAACCCCAUCAUGGUUGCUGUAACCUUGUGUCUCCUCAUCGCUGCUCUUGGACUUGGUUGGAAAAAUCUUGCGCUUGAAGUUACCGUUGAUGGGAAUUUCACCCGAUUGGCUUUACUUGCCGUCACUCCUUGCCAAGUCUUCGUCUCGCUUUUCUUCAUGCAAGUCAUUGUCGUCAAUCUCACCCAAUGUUUCGGACCGAUCAAUAACUUAAACUGCAACUCUAAGUUCUAUUCCGGCAAGGCUCCUCAACGCCUCAAUCGCAACAAUAGAGAACUUCCUCACGUCACCAUUCAAAUGCCUGUCUACAAGGAAGGUCUCGUUGCUGUCAUUCAACCCACUAUUAUCUCGCUCAAGGCUGCUAUCUCCACCUAUGAACUCCAGGGUGGAACUGCCAAUAUCUUUAUUAAUGAUGAUGGUAUGCAAUUACUUCCUGAAGAAGAAGCUCAAGCUCGUCGUGAUUUCUAUGAUGAACAUACCAUCGGAUGGGUCGCACGUCCCGGACACAAACCAAACCCAGAGAAUGGCGAAAAGGCAUUUCUUCGUCGUGGAAAAUUCAAGAAGGCUUCCAACAUGAACUACGCUCUUAUGGUUAGUAACAAAGUCGAAGAAAGACUCCUCACCAUUGCUCGUCAUGAGGGUUGGUCUCAAGCUGAGGAAUAUAUCGCUUAUGAUCAAUGCUUGGCUCAAGUCUUGGAAGAGGAAGAAGGUCGUGCUUGGGCUGGUGGUAAUAUUCGUGUUGGUGAUUACAUCUUGCUUAUUGAUUCCGAUACUCGUGUUCCUUCCGACUGUCUCUUGGAUGCUGCCAGUGAGAUGGAACAAUCUCCCGAAGUGGGAAUCUUGCAGUUUAACUCUGGUGUCAUGCAAGUUACUGAUAGUUUCUUCGAGAACGGAAUUACUUUCUUCACCAAUCUUAUCUAUACCGCCAUCCGAUUCGCCGUAGCCAUGGGUGAUGUCUCCCCGUUCGUAGGCCACAACGCCAUGCUCCGCUGGUCCGCCGUCCAACAAGUCUCCUACCACGACGAAGACGGCUACGAGAAAUUCUGGUCCGAAUCGCACGUCUCGGAAGAUUUCGACAUGUCUCUCCGUCUCCAAGUCAACGAAUACACCAUCCGCUACGCCGCCUACACCGGCGAUGGAUUCAAAGAAGGAGUUUCCCUCACUGUCUACGACGAACUUGCUCGAUGGGAAAAAUACGCUUAUGGAUGUAACGAGCUUCUUUUCAACCCAUUACGUUUCUGGUUCACACGCGGUCCCUUUACAAAAUUGUUCAGAGAGUUCUUGUUUUCGAAUAUGAGACUUACCUCCAAGAUUACCAUGAUGGCUUAUAUUGGUACUUACUAUGCUAUCGGUGCAUCGUGGAUUCUUACCGUGGCCAAUUAUUUCAUCAUGGGUUGGUAUAAUGGGUUUUAUGACAAAUACUACUUAGAUUCUUUCCAAGUAUAUUUCUCGCUCAUUAUCGUCUUCAGCGCAUUGGGAAAUGUUUCGCUAGCUGUUCUCCGCUACCGAUUAUCAGAACGUUCUUUCUUUUCUUCUCUCUUCGAAAACUUCAAAUGGCUCCUUCUAAUGACCGUCUUCCUCGGCGGACUCUCCAUGCACGUCUCCCAGUCCCUCCUCUGCCACUUCUUCGAAAUCGACAUGACCUGGGGCGCCACCGCCAAAGAAGUCGAAAACGUAACCUUCUUUGAAGAAAUCCCGCGUCUACUCAAACGUUUCAAAUAUACGUUUAUCUUCUGUAUAUUGAUGACGGCCGGUAUGAUCUCAUUUUUUGAUGCCGGUGGCUUUGAAUCCGGCUUUGAUGAUGUUUACGUGGUAGAAGUGGGUUUAGGUGUGCGGGUUAUUGGGUUGGGGUUGGGGUUGGGAUUGGGAUGA
Molecule: messenger RNA, 2661 nt
Organism: Sclerotinia sclerotiorum 1980 UF-70
Lineage: Eukaryota; Fungi; Ascomycota; Leotiomycetes; Helotiales; Sclerotiniaceae
Exons: 5
Coding region: 1-2661 (886 amino acids)
Source: RefSeq, a predicted model, not a curated record